Pantherophis guttatus is the source of this 10331-nucleotide messenger RNA. The record is from RefSeq and is a predicted model, not a curated record. Lineage: Eukaryota; Metazoa; Chordata; Lepidosauria; Squamata; Colubridae.
AUUUAGAACCCACCCCUGAAUCACUUCCCUGUCUCAAAGAGGACCAGCUAGGACUAUACAGGAUUAUAUACUAUGUCAUUUCCCCAUUCCUUUAUCUAUAGCUAAGACUUUGUGGGCUUGCUUGGAUCACAUAGUUCCAAAUGCAGAAUGUGAUACCAACUGUACAAAUCAGCUGAAAUUGAGAAAAACUCGAUUUUUUAAAAGGCUUCUGUAUUUCUGGAAGUUGCAGGUUGAAAAUGCAGGAAGAGAGAAGAAAUUCCAAGAAUCCCUGCUUAAAGUUGGCAAAAUACGAAGGGGAAUAGUGUAGAUGAAGCCAUUACUUGUCAUCUGUCCACAUAAUCCAGGAUUUUUCACAUUACAGGUAGUCCCUGACUUACAACCAUACUUGAGGCUAAAUUUUCUGUUGCUAAGCAAGAUUUGUUAAGUGAUUUUUGUCCCAUUUUAUGAUCUUCCUUGCCACAGUGAAUCACAGCAAUUGUUAAAUGAGUAACACUAAUUUAUAAAUUAAAUCAAACUAAUAAUAAUAAUAAACACGAAUGUUAAAUGCAUGUUGUUUCUUCAUUGAUUUUGCUGGUCAGAAAGUCCCUGGGACACUGCAACUGUCAUAUAUACAUGCCAGUUGUUAAGCGUCUGCAUUUGGAUCAUGUGACCAUGGGGAUGCUGCAACAGUUGUAAGUGUGAAAAAUGGUCAUAAGUCACUUUUUUCAGUGCCAAUAUAACUUUGAAUGGUCACUAAACAAAUGGUUAUAAGUCAAAGACUAUCUACUUCACUAGUGUGAAAAAGAUGCUUAGAUAUAAAUACUGCAGUUCCUUCCAGUGAUAUGAGCUAACAUGUGACCUUUUUAAAGCAAUCCGGAAUUGAAUUUUGCAGUCUGUUUUGGCCUAUUUAUUUCUAACUUGCGAGUAGUUGGGUGGAGAGGCUUUUUUUUAAUGUCAAACAUACCCCCUGCUACAAUUGAAAUGGCGAUUGAGACACUGCAAAAGUCUGAUGGUCUGUCCACUCACAGAAGCUCUCUUCUCAACAGCCAUCUUCAAUGGCUUUUAGACAACUAUGAAACAGCAGAAGGAGUGAGCCUUCCCAGAAGCACUCUCUACAACCAUUACCUGAGACACUGUCAGGAGCAUAAAUUGGACCCUGUCAAUGCUGCUUCUUUUGGAAAACUCAUACGGUCAAUUUUCAUGGGCCUACGGACCAGAAGAUUGGGAACCAGGGGGAAUUCCAAAUAUCAUUACUAUGGGAUUCGUGUCAAGCCAGACUCUCCUCUUAAUCGACUACAAGAGGACAUGCAAUAUAUGGCUAUGAGACAACAACCCAUGCAGCAGAAACAAAGGUACAAACCUAUGCAGAAAGUGGAUGGAGUCUCAGAUGGUUUUACAACAAGUGGUCAGCAAACAGGCACAUCUGUUGAACAAACUGUGAUUGCUCAAAGUCAGCAUCAUCAACAAUUUUUAGAUGCAUCUCGAGCACUUCCAGAUUUUGGAGAAGUUGAAAUCCCUUCGCUGCCAGAUGGUACUACUUUUGAGGAUAUUAAGUCUUUACAGAGUCUCUAUCGAGAACACUGUGAGGCAAUAUUGGAUGUUGUAGUGAACCUUCAGUUUAGCCUAAUAGAAAAAUUGUGGCAGACUUUUUGGCGCUAUUCUCCCUCAACCACAACUGAUGGCACUACUAUCACUGAGCCAAGCAAUCUGAGUGAAAUAGAAAGUCGACUUCCGAAAGCAAAGCUGAUAACUCUGUGCAAAAAUGAGUCAAUUCUGAAAUGGAUGUGUAACUGUGACCAUGUGAUGUACCAGGCUUUGGUGGAGAUUCUCAUUCCUGACGUCCUUAGACCUAUUCCUAGUGCCUUGACCCAAGCCAUUCGCAAUUUUGCAAAAAGCCUUGAAGGUUGGCUUUCCAAUGCCAUGAACAAUAUUCCCCAGAGAAUGAUUCAAACCAAGGUUGCCGCUGUAAGUGCCUUUGCUCAGACUCUGCGAAGAUACACAUCUCUUAAUCAUCUGGCUCAGGCAGCCCGAGCUGUCUUGCAAAACACUUCUCAGAUUAACCAGAUGCUCAAUGACCUCAACCGUGUUGAUUUUGCCAAUGUCCAGGAGCAGGCUUCCUGGGUGUGCCAGUGUGAUGACAACAUGGUACAACGGUUAGAAACAGAUUUCAAGAUGACUCUUCAGCAGCAGAGCACUCUGGAGCAGUGGGCUGCCUGGCUUGAUAAUGUAAUGAUGCAAGCACUGAAACCAUAUGAAGGAAGACCUAGUUUUCCUAAAGCAGCACGCCAAUUUCUGUUAAAGUGGUCUUUCUACAGCUCAAUGGUGAUUCGAGAUUUAACUCUGCGCAGUGCUGCUAGCUUUGGUUCUUUUCAUCUGAUCCGUCUGUUAUAUGAUGAAUAUAUGUUUUACUUAGUUGAACAUCGGGUUGCUCAAGCCACAGGAGAGACACCUAUUGCAGUCAUGGGAGAGUUUGGUGAUUUAAAUGCUGCAUCUCCUGGAAACAUGGACAAAGAUUGCAGGAUUCAUGGUGAUUUUAUUUGUGCAGAUGAAGGCAGUGAAGUUGAAAGUGAAAUAGAUGAAGAGCUGGAUGACUCUGGAGAGCCACAAGCCAAGCGAGAGAAGACUGAAAUUAGCCAGGCCUUUCAGGUGGGCUGCCUGCAGCCGGUACUCGAGACUGGAGUACAGCAGAACCUUUUGAACCCUCUUCACAAUGAGCACAUUGUCACAGCUACUCAAACGAUCAGACAGUGUAGUGCGACUGGAAAUACAUAUACUGCGGUCUAACAAAUAUUUAAAGUUCUUUUUUCAGAUUGUAUUAGCCCUCUUGAUGUUGGGCAUAUCAUAGGGGACGGAAGGGAUGCAAAAAAAAAAAAAGAUUUCUGAAAGUCGACUAUUGUCAAAUUUUAUCUGUACUUUUGCUGGAGUUGUGAAAUGGAAUGGGUCUAUGUAUUUGGUCAGAUUUGGGGGGGGGAAGGUAAAUACAAUCAUUUUACACUGGCCGCUUAAUAUAAAAAAUUUUCUUAGUUUCAAAAGUCAAGAAGCAUUUUUGCGAAGAUUAAUGUUAAUGUUUUUUGUCCUCUUUAUAAUUAAAAGUAAUUUAAUUUUUUCAUAGUUUUUACAAAAUAUUUUAAUGUUAACUGUUAGUCAUGGUGAUUUCGUAUAAAUAGGGUUUUUAAUUAAUUGCACUCUGAAAUAUCAAGAAUUUUCCUCUUUGAUUUACACUGGAGGCACGCUCGUUUGAUAGCAGCUGCGUUAGAAUUAUUAUUAAAAGGCAGCUUUUGUUGGAGAAAACUGGAAAAUAACUAUUUUGAUACAUUUCAGAGUGCUCAACAGAUAUAUUGGAAGAUUUAUUAUAAUUCUAGAGAACAUAGAUUGUCUUCUUUCUCAGAGGAAGAGUGGUUCUCACUGUUUGCAGGAUAAAUGAGAGCUCUGAUAGCACAUGGUAAUGUGUACUUAAUAAAGGUACAGAUGACACCAUUAUGGACAAUUCAAGCUUCCUUAAAUCAGUUUCAAAUUUUGGGAUACUAGCUCCUCUCUCAUAAGACUACUGAUUUCAGGUACAUUCUGCCCAAAAACUGACUCUGUGCAACCUCCAUUCGUUUUAAUUAGAGUUUUACAAGAUUUGAAUUAAGGCAUCUUUGAUUUCCAGUGAGAACACGAUCAUCUUUAAACGAGUGGAGGUCAUGUUACAGAAGCAUUUGCUGGGUUCUGCACCUCAUAUACAUAUGGGACCACUACCCAGAUGCUUUCUGCUCUUCAGUGGGGAGGUUGGCUACUGAAGUUUUUUUUAAAAAGCAUCUUGAUUCCUUCUUUAAGUGUACGUGCUACUUAUGCUGAACUGGACAUGCAGGAAACCAUUCCUUUCAGAUGACUUUUUAAUUCUAUGUCCUUUUCCUCAUGAUAGUUCAACCUGCUGCUCUUGUUAAAGAUAGUUUAUAGGAUGCAAGGAAUGUAGCAACCUGCAUUGUAAUUUUGCUCAGAAUAAUUCCUGGUUCUUAAGUGGAUUUCAUUUUAUAUAAAAUGUUUUAAAGGCAGUGAAACUGGCACAUGUCACUUGUACUUAUUUCCCAAUUGCGUAGAAUUUGAAUAGGUGGCUAGAUGGACCAUUGCCAUUUAAGAAUGUACAUCAGGGAUCAUUGUACCUCGGCUAUUACAUGGUGCCUUAAACAGAACUGAAGCUAAGAUUUUCUUGUUAAUAACUCUUACAUUGAUUCAACAAAGUGUGCCUGUCUUCUUUCUUUCUUCUUUCUUCCCCUCUUUCCUUCAGAUUCCCUAAACAGUAAGGGCAGGUUACAUACUUCAGAUAUCAAGAUUUUUUUUUUAAAGAAAAUUAGAUAUACUAUCCCUCUUAGAGUGACAGCCUUUUUCUUUCUUAUUUAUAGCUGAACUUCACUUUAUUACUAAUCAGAUUUUCUGGGGUGGGGUGGGAUUGGGGGAAAACGGUGGAAAACAAACUAGCUUUAACAGUGUCAAAGGUCAACAGAAUAGAUUAGCUAAUUCCCAGACAAGAAUUUAUAUACUUAUAUAUAAAUAUAUAUGCAUAUAUAUAUAUUUCUAAACCCUUAUCUACUUUUAAUUUCAAAAAGUAACGUAAGCAACGUUUUUAAAAAAGCAGCGUAUAGUUUCAAUAGUGCAUAUGGUGAUGGGGGGGUCAGUCUGCUAUUUUAUUUAAUGGUUCAUUCAUAGUAUAUGUUGUUUCCCUUUUAUUCUCAUGAAGCUGUUCUAGUUAGAAUGCAUUACACAUUUUAUUGGUUUAAAAGACAUGUGAAUUUCCUUAGUUUGACCAAAACAAACCAAAAAUGAAGGAAAGCACAAAGAAGAUUUACAGGUUUUAUAGCAAGACCUAUAUAAAAUAUUAGCGUCUUGUUUAUUGUUUGUUUGAAAGACAAUUUUCAAGAUUAUCACCAAAUGCUUCAACAGCAGGUGGAAUUUUUGGUAUAUUUUUAGUACACAGGUUGCAUCCUUGAUUUUACAGAUAUCAAGAAUACCUAAAGAUUUACUAAUUUUUUUUAUUUGACUAUUUCUACUUCAAAACUAAGCUUUAAGAAUUGCUUAGAAUUGCAAAAUUGGGCCGAACUAGGUAUUGUGCCUAGUAAUUCCUGCCAUUUGGUUAAACAUGCUGAUAUAUUUCAUUAUAAUUUUGUUCUUUCUGCUAUUGGAAUAUGUUCUUAUUUUUUCCCAUUAAAUCCAUCACACCUACACCCCUCACCAAUUUUUUAAAAACUAAGCUGUGAUAGUUCCUCCCUCUCAUUGUGCAUUAUGAAAUGUUUACACUUAAAUACAGUAAAAUUAAAUGUAGAAACAAAGAAACACUUUUCAGCAUCUUUUUUUGAGAGUCUAUUAAAGUUCUAUGUUAAAUAUGAUUUAUUUACUGGUACUAUCCUUCCUGGAUGACAAACUUGUGUUUCUGUAUUACUGUCUUCUUUUGUCCUGAAUACUGGAUUUUGUUCAUGCAGAAAAAUGAAAAUGAUGCAAAUUUACUUUUCUGAGAGAGACAGGGCUGUAAAUUUUUAUGAUACAUUUUCCAGACCACUCCCCUUCCAGUUGAUCACUGUAUUCAAUGUGCCAAAAAGAUUGAUAUUUAUUGUUAUCUAACAUCAUAUCCUGGAAUUCUGGUCUGUUGUGGACCAUACAAAUAAUGAAAUUUCACAACCUGUCAGUGUCCAGAAUAUAUUCCAAAAUGCUCCAAUAAGUCAUCAACACAGAUAACAAAAAGCAUUAGAAGAGCUUCUAUUAAUCAUGAAUCAGAAUAAUCAUUGUUCAUGUGCAUCUUUGUCCCUGAAUAAUUUUUUUAUAUUUUUAUGUCUAGUAGGAAUUAUAAAUCAAAUGGCCAACUGACUUGCAUUAUCUUCAGAAGCUCUUCAGUAUAAACCGGCUCACUUUAGAUAGCAUUCUGACACUGUACUACUUGUGCCUAUAUGUUAUAUACAUUUUUCAAAAUGAAAUGUAUGAGGGCUGGGAUUCAGAUAAUCCCACGCAAAUGCCCUAGUGUUCUGUGCAAAUACCAGGGCUUCCCCAAAUUUCUCUUCUAGUUGCAGCUUCUUUGUACUUGAUAUGCCAUGCCAUACAUUUUUCACUGAAGGUUCCAUAAAUGGUUUCACAUUAUGCCAUGAAUCCAGUAUGAUCGUAAUAAUCAAGGAGUAUGUACUCAUCAAAAAAAAUAUAUAUUGAGGAAUAGCUUAAUUGAAGCACUUUGGGGAACAUUGCAAGAAAAUGAACUAAUAACAUUUGAGAACAAUUUGUCUAAAAAAGUUUUAAAUACUAUUUUUUUUAAUUAAUUAAGACUUUUUGGCUCUUGAACAAGUAAUGCAGUGAUCAAUACUGAUGAUUCUAUUGAAAAUUCGUAUUCAGAAACGGGGCCCAGUUUUCAUAAUCUCUUCAGGAAUGCAAAAUCUUUGGUGCUGUCACCUUAAUCUGUUUUUGUCCUGUCCUGCAUUUUUUUUCUUUGUGCUUAUUUUUUGUAUUAUAACAUGUAAUUAUAACACUACUUUAGAAAUCAUUUAUCCAUUAAAAAAAAUUCUACAGUACUGCUGUGCAAUGUUACCAUAUUUGGUUCACAAUGGAUGAUAGCAAUUGAAAUAGUACUGAGGAUGUGUAGGUCUACAUAUAAUUUCUUUAAUUUAAAAACGAGGUAUUCACAAACGUUAGAAACACUUUUUUCAAAUGAUUUCUCAGCAAAAUAUUAAAUCAUUUCAUAGAUUUGACAGGCCAAAUAACACUAUGUAACACUUUGAGAACACUUAAUGCUGAUUUGUGAAAGCAGUACCAGUUUCUGAAAACUGGGCCCUCAUUCCUGCAUUACAGGUCAGUCUCUGUGUAUAUGGUUUAAAGGAAAAGGAAUUCUAGUAUUGUUGCUAGGUUAUUUGUUUAGUGACUAAAAAAAACUGGAACAGAAGCAUAAAUUCAGUGCUUAGUUCUAGUAUUAGAGCAUUCUUUUGAUGAUAAUGCCUUGAAUUAACCCUUUGAGCAUUGUAAGUAAAUAUAAUUGAUGUGAAUCUCUAAGAGUCUUGAGAUCAUAUGAGCGCACAAUGCCCACUCCCCAGAACAGUAUAUAUAUAUAUCUGAUUUUCAAAAAACCCCAAGGAUUUGUACUUCACCCAGAGACCACUGACUACCUCCCCUUCCAUAAAAUAACAUAAUUUUUUUCCCUGUAUAAUCUGAAUGUAAAUGUGAACCAUCCUAGGCAUUAUCUAUUAAGGAUUCCUGUGUUUUGAUUUUCUUGCAAACACUCAACAUUAAACACUUUGAGGUAGGCAUCUGAGUUUAAUUUAUUCACUGCCGUUUUACCAGGAGUAGGGAACAAAUGAUUGUUCACAGGUAGCUGAACCAUAAUAUCUGACAUCCCUCACCAUUGGCCUGGAUGACCAAUGCGUGGGAGCUGUUGUGCAGCAACAUCUGGGAGCCCAAAGGAUUCCUUUCCCUAAUAUGUACUGCCUACAGAAGCAAGUAUUUCUAUCGUUAUAGGUUUUUUGAUCGAAGAUGUUGGCUUUGGAAACAUUUCACAAUUAAAUGUUUGUUUAAAAAAUUAUUUCCAGGUAGUUGAGAAAUCAUUAGUUAGUGUCAAAAGAUGUAAAUAUAACCUGUAUGUCAAAGACUUGAACUUUGGAGUUAAUACAUUGUUAUCUAUUACCAUCCAUUGGAUGUUGCCAAGGACUGCAGUCUAAAGGAUGUGUAUGUAUCCAUAGUCACAAAAUUGUCUGGACUUGGAAGUGUAUUGAAUACGCUAUUGCAAAACUCUUUGCAACUGAAAGGCAAGUUGUAUCUUGCCUUUCAAAUGGCACGAGAACCUCUAGUGAGGUUCUCGUGCUAUUUGUGUGUACGCAGACAGGCUUACCACUACACAUGCAACUAUGUAGAAUCGUACUUUUAUUUUAGCACAUUAUACCACUUCCAAGUUUAUUAUUGAACAUAGACAAGGGUAUUUUUAUGGAAUUCCAGAUUUAAGACAGUGUUUGGGUUAAAAUAAGCCACAAGUGAUAUAGCAGUGGAUUUUUAAAACAUAUAAGAAUUAGGCCUACAUCAAACCAUUUUCUAGAUCAGAUUUGGAGCCAACCAAGACAGACAUUGCCUACAAGUUAUGUAUGCUACCCCAAAUCAGGCUGAACAAAACUUCUGGUUUUGCUGCCUGUCCAGGAUUACUGCAGUUGUGUAAAUUGACAAGUUGCAGCUCCUAGCUCACAGCUGUGCAUUUCAUUUGGUGAGUCUCAAGUUGUGUAAGUUUAGAAUGCAGAUGCUAUAGUGCAGCAUUCAAGUGCAUUGAUCCCAAGCAGUUAUCAGUAAAUAAUCCAUGCUCCCGCUAUGUUUAUUUUAAAGACACUGGACAUUAGUUCAAUGCAAAGACAAAAAAAUAAAAAAAGCCAGCCUUUCUUUUGUUUCAAGCUCUUCAAAUUAAUGUACAAUGAAACAUAAAUGCAAUACUCAAAGGGUUUAUGAAUUUAUUCCUAAUGAUUUUCUGUAAAUGCUUCUCAGUUUGCAUGCAUUGAUCAUUGCUGCUAGUGAUUCUGUGUGCCAGUAGAACUAAGUUUACGUUUUACUAAACUAUUUUACUAAAUAGUUAGAAGCCACUUUCAAAGUGACUACCUAGGGUCUUUUGGCAGAAAUAACAUACCUUGUUUUUAAAGAAUUUUUGUCUACAAUUUUAUUUGCUUUUUUAGCUUUCUUUUUCUUUUGUUUACUAAAUUACGUUGAGAUUAGAAGCCCUGAGUAAUAAUUGGUAAGGAUGGCUCAUUUAAAUUAAUAAUUUAUCAUAAAACACACCAAUAUACAUGGUUGAUUACAAACCUUGCAUACCCCCGUAGCCUCUUUCAACUUGUUUAAGAACUGCUGCUGAGCAGCUUUCUAUUUUAAAAAAUUAUAUCUGGAGAAAAUUAUUACAAAUUACACAAGAGUACUUUUAGGGUGCUCACUGUAGCUUUUUGAAGUCGAGGAAAUGAAUCUGUUGUAAUCAUAAUAGGAUCUGGAUGUGGUAACUGUGUGAUUUGCUGUUCAAUUGACAGACCAGCAUGACUUGCAGGAAUAAACUCUGUAUCAAAUGUUAAGUUUGCCUGAUUAAUCCACAGACCCCAAUUGGACUUCAUCUUUGCAUAAUUAGUGAAUCCCCCUUUAUGAUCAGGUUACCAAAAAAAAAAAAAAAAGGCAUCUAUGUAGGUACUAUUUAAAUAGCAAAUCCUCAAAUUUUUUACCAUAAAAAUGCCCCUGCAUAGUCUAUAAUAGAGUAUUAUUAAUAAUAAUAAUAAUAAUAAAGCACAGAGAAAUUGUUCUAGACCUUUAAAUCAGGAAACUGAAAUGCAGGUUUAAUUUCGACUUUAUAGGAAAGAGUAUAUUUACUGGAAGUGAAAGUUGCCUGUUUACAAAACUCCAGGUAGCUUGAGAAUUUUAUAUUUAGAUCUAGAUUGGAGUACACAUCUGAAAUUCAAACAACAGUAUACAAAAUAUUUUCAACUUUGAAUAUGAAAAACAAAUUAAUGAAAGCAGGCUUCUCCCUUAAACCUUAAAAAGUAUAGAUUCUCCAUUAGAAAUCUGAUUUUUUUUUUUUUGGAAAAUUAACUAGUGAGGGUAUAAAACUAAAAAAAAAAAAACUUUUGUGUGCCUUUGUAAAAACCUGGGAAGUUUGUGCCUAUUUAAUUGGUUAAUUUUAGUUCUUACCAAUCAAUAACCUUACUAUCACUCAGGGCUCUCUUAUUUUAAUAGUUCUUUUUUUGUGUUUCUUUUAUAUUUACUUUUCUUCUUUUUUUCCCCUGGGUGGAUUAAUUACCAUCAUUUAUUUUGUUAAGUGGAAGAUUAUCCUUUUCAGUCCCACAAGCACAGAAAUGCAGGAAACACUAGUAGAACUUAUUGGAUCUUUUUAUUUUUAAAUUGACUGGAUAUAUAAUGUAAAUGAGGUAAGCAACUUUUUUGUAGAUUGUAUGUGUGAGAUAAUGUAAUGUUCUUUUCCAGUUUUUGGAUUACAGUUGAAUAUACUUUUUAAUUAUUUAAAGAAAACAUCUUUACAGAAUAACGUGAUGGGUUUUGUAUAAUGUAUUGAUUCUGUAAAUACGUAUUUCCUGAUGUGAUUUUUGUGAAAAUGCUAAAUCUUUUAGUAUAUCAUGUCCUCUCAAAAUUGGCAAGAGCUAAAUAAUAGUUUGUGGGCAAUUUGUAUUGUGUACUGUACAAUAACUGGGGAACUUUUAUAAUUAUAAAAAUAUAUAUUAACUUUUAGUGUGUUGUUUAAACAAAUGACUGGAACAUACUAAAGAUAGUAGGAUUUUUCUGAAUAUUUCAGACUUGAACUCAGGCUAGCUUUCUUGUGUUUUUCAAAACAAAAUUGUGUCUUGUCUUUUAAAAUCAAUAAAUUUGUUUUCUUGUUACAAAAA